This is a messenger RNA of Haplochromis burtoni (Burton's mouthbrooder), 1244 nucleotides long. RefSeq lists its product as uncharacterized. The record is from RefSeq and is a predicted model, not a curated record. Lineage: Eukaryota; Metazoa; Chordata; Actinopteri; Cichliformes; Cichlidae.
CAUGGAGACUCUCUCUGAGCCGUACAGCCUGCAGGUGGAGGCGGAGGAACGACAGCCUGUUGAUGGUAACCUGCCUCUGAUAGUCGGCGUGGUGUCGGGUGUCCUGCUGGCUGUCAUCGCAUUCAUACUCUUCAUCUUCAUCAUCAGAAGGAAGCUGGCAGCAGCAGAGCAUCAGAGAGCUGAUGGAGGCGAGACGGAGCCAAAGCAUCCUCAUGACAUCUACAGCAGCAUCCAAGAAGAAAGUCACCGACAGGAAACCAGCCGAGCUGUGGAGGACGUCAGCUACGCCUCGGUGCAGUUCAGACACAGCCAUGAGAGGAGCAGGCACGUGGAGGAAGUCGAUAAUGCCGUCGUCUACUCUUCACUAGCCAGUCGAGGCUGAAGUCACAAUCUCACCCACAAACUGAAAGGAGCCACACUGACCACAGGAGAAGCUGCAGGAAGCUCUGCAGCACUUUGUGUUGAUCUGCUGCAGUCUGACUUUCAUGCUCUGUGGUGCAGGCAGUUGGAUAAAUUCAUAAAUCUCCUUCACAACCUCCAUCAGUACUACAAAGGUAUUGUUCUACUGUGAUGACCCCGUCCACCCUGCCUGGGGGGCUAUGUGUUGGUUUGGCAGCUGCUCCUUGCAGGCCCUGCAGAGGAAUCGUGCUUUGUUCAAGAUCAGCAUCACUGGCAGCAUCUAAGCUCGACGCGUCUCUACUGAAAGCUCAGUUGUUAUGCGUGUCUGCCUUCUGGGUUUUGGUUGCUGUCUGGUUUGUUUUCUCACACUAUGAAACAUCACAUUCACGUACAGUACUGAGUGUACCGAGCUCUGUUGUCAGGGCGCUCAGUCUGUGACGCAGCAAGUUUAUUUUGUAUAUUUGAUUUCUUAUGAUGUAUCAGAGUAAUGGUAAGUUCGUGUGUUGUUAUUAGUGUGUCUUAGUUAGGUUUGUUUAGAUACAAUUUCAUCCAUGCUCCCCUGUGUGUGUGUUGUUUUCUGUUUCCUGUGAAAGCCUGUCUUGUCCUCCUGCAUGAUUUUUAGUUAUAUCUGUGCUUCGUUCCCCUUAUCUGUUUCCAUGUUCCUCUCCUUGUGUAUCAUUCAAUCUUCCCAGUCUGCUUUAUGCUUCAUGUCUGUGUUUCCCACGUCCAAUUGUCAAUCAGUCUUGUGUUUCCAUGUUCAGUGUGUUUAGUUUUGCUUCCCCUGUGGCAUCGUGUUCAUUUGUGUCAGCUGUGUUUCCAGGUGUUUCCACUUCCCUCAUUACUCU